AUGGAAGGUCGGAGGAGAAUGUCGCAGAUGGGGGAGAUAAAGAAAGGGCCAUGGAAGGCUGAAGAGGACCAAGUUCUGAUUAACCACGUGAGGAAGCACGGGCCGAGGGACUGGAGCUCCAUUCGAUCCAAAGGCCUGUUGAGGCGCACCGGAAAAUCGUGCCGCCUCCGUUGGGUCAACAAGCUCCGACCCGACUUGAAAACUGGGGUGAAGUUUUCGGCCGAGGAGGAAAGAAUAGUGAUUGAACUGCAAGCCGAAUUUGGGAACAAAUGGGCAAGAAUCUCGACCUAUCUGCCGGGGAGAACAGACAACGAUGUGAAGAACUUUUGGAGCAGCAGGCAGAAGAGAUUAGCUAGAAUGCUCCACAACACUUCUAAUACUGUGCCAUCAUCAUCAUCAUCUUCGUCGUCCACCAAGCCUCGAAAGAACACAGCCGUUCGGUCCCAGCCCCCCAUUUCCUAUCUCAGCAUUCCUGCUCUAGAGGCCCCCAAGCUCAGUUCAUCACCAGAGGAACAACCGAUAGCGGCCAAGCCCCAACCUUGCCCGUCAUCAAGCAUAGCCAACUCAGAGAUGGCAAAAAUGGUGCCUUUUGCUUACCCGGACACACUCAUUUACGACCCGUUUCAUCUCGAUUAUGGCCAACCCGAAAAGAAACCGACAAUAAUCCCUGACCAACAACAGCCGCAUGAUCUUGCAUUCCUGCAAGUCCAGCCUGAAUUCCCUUUGCCGCUCGAGAGCCAAGAGGACAUCAUCACUCGGCUCGGGGAGCCCAAUUUUCUGGACGAGUUCGAGAACCCGUGCGGGCCCGUGAUGGGCCCAGACAUCAGCUGUUUCAUCGAUGGUUUCCCACCGAUCGACAUAUUUGAUCACAUACCGAGCCCUUCAGAGUGGUCGUGA
This is a messenger RNA of Striga hermonthica, 897 nucleotides long. NCBI's taxonomy places the organism in Eukaryota, Viridiplantae, Streptophyta, Magnoliopsida, Lamiales, Orobanchaceae. The record is from the annotation of a GenBank genome assembly.